CAUGCUGGCCCCGGCUCUGGCCGGCCUUCUCCGCCUCGCCGCUGCCCUGCUGGUGAUGGCCAUAGGUAGCCAUCGCCUGCAGGCAGGCGGAGGGACCGCGCCGACAGAGCCUGCUCCACCAUCCUCCAGCAGUGACAUCGUCCAUCCCAUCAAGGUCGAUGAGAGUGGUUCGUUCCUGUCCUAUGACUUGUCCCACCGAGCCCUUCACCGGAGAUCUCCUUCCUCCAGGAGCAAGUUCCUUGCCUUCUAUCAGCUGCACUACAAAGGCCAACCCCUGAAAUUCAACCUGAGCCUCAACAGCCACCUCCUGGCUCCUGGCUUCGUCAGUGAGAGGCGCUUUGGGGGCAUCGCCGGCGCCAAGAUCCGGACGCACACGGACAGCUCCUGCCAUAUGAUCGGGGAGGUGCAGAGCCAGGUGCAGGCAGGAGGUCUGGCUGCUCUCAGCACCUGUGAUGGGCUGAAAGGUGUGUUUCAGCUCAUGGAUGAGGACUAUUUCAUUGAACCAGUGUCCACCAGCUUCCAAGAGCGUGGGGCACCGCAGCCCCAUAGGAUCUACAAGCGCCAGACUCCUGAGCAUGGGGGAGAGCAAGGCAGGAGGCCACCAGCUCCACAGGAAAGCUGUGGUGUGCAAGAAUCUCAGGAGAACCUGGAGAGGGCUGAGAAGCGGAGGGAAAGAUGGGAACAGAAGCAACACAGGAAGAGGAGAAUCAAGCAGCGUUCCAUCAGCAAGGAGAAGUGGGUGGAGACCCUGGUGGUGGCAGACACUAAGAUGAUCGAGUACCACGGGAGUGAGAACAUAGAGAAGUACGUGCUGACCGUGAUGAACAUGGUGGCAGGGCUGUUCCACCACGCCAGCAUUGGCAAUCCCAUCAACAUUGCCAUCGUGCGACUCAUCCUGCUGGAGGACCAGGAGGAGGAUCUGAAAAUCUCCCACCAUGCAGACAACACCUUGAAAAGCUUUUGCAAGUGGCAGAAGAGCAUCAACGUUAAAGGAGAUUCCCACCCUCUUCAUCACGACGUCGCGGUCCUGCUCACCAGGAAGGACAUCUGUGCAGCCAUGAACAGACCCUGCGAGACCCUGGGCCUGUCCCACGUGGCAGGGAUGUGUCAGCCCCACAGGAGCUGCAACAUCAACGAGGACACAGGACUGCCCCUGGCCUUCACUGUGGCCCAUGAGCUCGGACACAGUUUUGGGAUUCAGCAUGAUGGAAGCAGCAAUGACUGUGAGCCAGUUGGGAAAAGACCUUUCAUCAUGUCUCCACAGCUCCUGUAUGACACGUCCCCACUCACCUGGUCCCGCUGCAGCCGCGAGUACAUCACACGAUUCCUUGACCGGGGCUGGGGGCUCUGCCUGGAUGACCCCCCUGCCCGGGAGGUGCUGGACUACCCCUUGGUGCCUCCGGGUGUCCUCUAUGACGUUGGCCACCAGUGCCGGCUGCAGUACGGACCCUACUCCACCUUCUGCGACGACAUGGAUAGCGUCUGCAACACGCUGUGGUGCACGGUGGGGAACACCUGCCACUCCAAGCUGGACGCGGCCGUGGAUGGCACAGCGUGUGGGCACAACAAGUGGUGCUUCAACGGCGAGUGCGUGCCGGUGGGUUACCGUCCCGAGGCCAUCGACGGCGGCUGGAGCCCCUGGAGCUCCUGGGCCCUGUGCUCGCGGAGCUGCGGCGCCGGCGUGCAGAGCGCGGAGAGGCAGUGCAGCAGCCCCACACCCAAGUACGGGGGCAGGUACUGCCUGGGGGAGCGGAAGCGGUUCCGGAUCUGCAACGUCAAGCCGUGUCCCCCGGACAAGCCUUCCUUCCGCCAGGUCCAGUGCAGCCACUUCAACCCCAUGCUCUACAAGGGCAAGCUCUACAAGUGGACGCCGGUGCCCAACAACAUUAACCCCUGCGAGCUGCACUGCCGGCCAGAGGAUGAGUACUUUGCGGAGAAGCUGCGGGACGCUGUCAUCGACGGGACCCCCUGCUAUGAGAUGAACGCCAGCAGAGACAUCUGCAUCAAUGGCAUCUGCAAGAAUGUGGGCUGCGACUAUGAGAUCGACUCCAAUGCGGUGGAGGACCGGUGUGGUGUCUGCCACGGGGACGGUUCCACCUGCCACACUGUCCAGAAGACCUUUGAGGACAGCGAGGGGCUGGGUUACGUGGACAUUGGGAUCAUCCCGGUGGGGGCCCGGGAGAUCCGGAUCGAGGAGGUGGCCGAGGCUGGGAAUUUCCUGGCGCUGCGGAGCGAGGACCCGGAGAAGUACUUCCUGAACGGUGGCUGGACCAUCCAGUGGAACGGCGACUACAGGGUGGCAGGGACCACCUUCACCUACAAGAGGACGGGCAACUGGGAGAACCUCACCUCCCCAGGGCCCACCGUCGAGCCUGUGUGGAUCCAGCUGCUGUUCCAGGAGACCAACCCAGGUGUGCGGUACCAGUACACCAUCCAGCGCCCGGCCGACAGCCAGAACGAGAUCCAGCAGGCAGAGUUCCUCUGGCACUUUGGCUCCUGGACCACCUGCACAGCCACCUGUGGCACUGGGGUGCAGCGGCAAGUGGUGCACUGCGUGGAGAAGCUGGCUGGCAUCGUGGAGGAGCGCUACUGCGACGCCCUCACUCGCCCUGAUGACAAGCAGAGGACCUGCAGCGAGGAGCCCUGCCCAGCCAGGUGGUGGGUUGGAGAGUGGCAGAAGUGCUCGGCCAGCUGCGGCGGGUCGGGGCUGAUGAAGAGGACGGUGCUCUGCAUCCAGAGCGUGGGGCUGGACGAGCAGAGGGCCCUGCAGCAUGCUGACUGCCAGCACCUCUCCAAGCCAGAUGCCACUGCACCCUGCCAUCGAGAGAUCCCCUGUCCCUCCCAGUGGGCAGUAGGGAACUGGUCUGAGUGCUCCAGCACGUGUGGCAAUGGGACACAGAGGCGCCCUGUCUACUGCAGCAACAGCACCGGAGCCGCUUGUGACCCUGCAGAGAGACCCAGUGUGGAGAACAUCUGCUCCUUGCCACCGUGCCAGGAGCAGCUGGACAAUGCCAAUGCAGACUGGUCUGGCAGCGGGUCCUCCAGCAGGGAGAUCUUUAAUGAAAUCCAUUACAUCCCCAGCAACCACAUGGCUAAGUUUAACCCCAUAAUCCCAAACGUUCCAGAGUCCAAUGAUGUCAACAUCAUCCCCGAGGAGGACUUCUCAGACAGGAAGGGAAAUGUCUUUGUAGAUGAUUUUUACUACGACUACAACUUCAUCAACUUCCACGAGGAUCUCUCUUACUAUCCCUUCACAGAGAAGGAGAUCAAGGGUGAGGGCCAGAAGCCAGAGCUGAGUGCCAACGAUGUGGAAAGGUCCCACGAAGUGCCUGCUGAUAUCAAGCCAAGUGGAGAAGCAAGUGAGGACCAUCUGGUGACAAGCAAAGCAAAUGCUUCUGCUCCUGUGCCCAGCAAAGGAGAGGCAGAGCCUGGGGGAUCAGCCAUGAAUGACCUCCUGAGCGUGGUCCAUGAGGAUGUGGGGACAGCUGCCCCCAGAUACACCACCCCUGACUUCAGGGGAGAGGAGGACACAACAUUUGUGCACCACUCUGAGAAUCACCCAGCCACCCAGAGCACCACGGGUCACAACUCUGCCAACAGCCACGACCACCUGCCCCUCAAUGAUCCCCAUGGAGCUGCACCAACGAGGACAGGUCCUGGGCAGGAUGGUCCAGCCCAUGACUUUGUUUCCUGGGGUCUUUACCCAGCUGGUCCUUCCCCACCACUGCCCACUGCUGGGGGCAGCUCUGGCACAGCCAUAUCUGAUGCACAGCCAGGGAGCAGGGGUGAGGAGCGUGUGAGCAGGGAGGGACCAGGUGACACCAGCAGUGAGGAGCAGGAUGUGACCAGUUCUGUGGGGAGAGGCCACGAAGACUCAAGGGAAAUGGAUGUUGUCAUCACUAGUGCUGGCCCCAAGACCACGAAGCAGGAAGAGUGGGCAGAGAUGAUGGAGAGGACAGUGGGCACACACACAAUGCAGGUGGCUGAUGAGCAAGCCCAUGGGACAGAGAGGGCAGAUCUGUCCUUCCCCACACCACAGGGACCAGGAUGGGACGUGGGAAGCAGUGCUGGAGGCACCCAUCCUGCUGCAAGUCCUUAUCCCAUGGGUGCUGCUGGGAGCCCCAUGGAGCACCAGUCAGAGCUCCACACCACCACAUCGCUCACCUCAACUCCCUUGGCAGCCAUCACAGCAUUUCCAGUAGCAAUGUCCUUAUCCCCUGCCGUGCCUGGACCUGCCAGCCCCUCCACCUCCAGUGGUGUCACCCAGCAAGGUGCCCUGACGCCAGUCAUGCCCAUGGCCCCAGCUCACAGCCCUCCUCUUUACCCAGUGGGAGCAUCAACCUCUGAGUCCCCUGCAGCAUGGUGGACCCUGGGAGUGUCCCACCACCCAGAGCUGCUGUCACCCCAUGCACAGGAGAUGUCCCAUGAAGCCCUGCUCAGCAGCACCAUGCCAGCAAAGCACUCACUGUGGGCAGCUCCCCGGACUUUUGCUUUCAGUGAUGCUGAGCAUGAGGCAUCCCAGCCCACCCCUGUCCCACCACUGCUCUGGGAGGAGGAAGACAUGGAGAAGGAGGAGGCUUUACUUCUGCCAUUGACCACUAUGGCAGCCACUGCAGUGCCCAGCUGGGAGGUUGGCAACUGGAGUGAGUGCUCAGCUACGUGCGGCGUGGGCGCGGUCUGGAGGAGUGUGCGCUGCAGCAGCGGCAGCGACGGUGCCUGUGCCGCGGCAGACAAACCCGUCCCGGCUCGGAGGUGUUCCCUCAGGCCCUGCUCCUCCUGGCGUGUGGGCAACUGGAGUAAGUGCUCCAGGAGCUGUGGUGGAGGGGUGAAGGUUCGGGAUGUACAUUGCGUUGACACCAGAGACCAGAGGCUCCUACGACCCUUCCACUGCCAGGCUGUCCUCUACAAGCCACCAGAGCAGGUCCCUUGCCAAAGCACACCAUGCCUGGACUGGUACACAUCCUCUUGGAGAGAGUGCUCGGAGGCGUGCGGCGGUGGCGAGCAGGAGCGGCUGGUGACGUGCCCAGAGCUGGGGCGCUGCGAGGAGACCUUACGGCCCAACACCACCCGGCCCUGCAACACACACCCCUGCACCACCUGGGUGGUGGGCUCCUGGGGAGAGUGCACAGCUCCCUGUGGUGGGGGCAUCCAGCGGCGCCAGGUCAAGUGCAUCAACACCAAGACUGGGCUGGCUGAGGAGGACAGCAGCCUCUGUGACCACGAGCCCUGGCCUGAGAGCACCCAGAAGUGCAACCCGCAGGACUGCGACAGCUCCGAGUCAGGCUUUGUCUGCGAGCGUGACCGCUUGACCUUCGCCUUCUGCCAGACCCUGCGUGUGCUGGGCAGAUGCCACCUCCCCACGGUCCACCUGCAGUGCUGCCAAAGCUGCCGCCAGCACGGGCACGACGCGGCUCCCGACCGGCACCGUGGGGACGAGCGGGCAGCCAGGAGGUGACAGGACCAGCCCCCAAGGCAAGAAACACCAGGACCUGUGGUGGUUCCUGGACCAGCGUGGUGGUGGUGGUGGUGGUGAUGAGCUGCGUCACAGCCAGGACUUGUGGCACUGCCACCUGUGAGCCCCCCGGUGCUGUUUCCAACCAGGGGAAGCCCUGAUGUCUUUUACUUGUCUAAUGGUGCUCAAACCAUCUCUCUGAACAAUAAGGUCUGGCAUGGGCUGGGUGUGCUGCUCCCACUGGGCAGAUGCUGGGGCAGUCAGAACCCUCCACUGGAGUCACGCUGCCACUGGGUGACCGGUGGGGAAAUAUUCUGGGGAAGGCAAACCACACACAGCAAUCAUUUGGGGGGGAGACCUCUCAGAAAGGGUUAUGGUGCUAUCACUUGACGUUUGCAGCCUCUUGAUGGUGUUGGCUGGCCAGCACAGGACUCCUGAUGGCUGUGGUCAUCUGUAUGUAUAUGAAGUGACCAUCUGGCAUUCCACCAGUACCACCCACCCCUUGGGUUGGGGGGGGGUUACCUUCAAGAACUUGAAGCUGGCAACCCAUUUCUGUGCUUCUUGUUGCAAUGUUUACUCACUGACGCUGGGACAGCUUGAGGAAUGGGGACAGGGCAGAGGAGAGAAGAGCAGCUUCAGUUGUCUCCAUGAGUCCAGGGCCCGUGGCAUGUGCCAAGGCUUCAUCCCCUCAUCUCCCUGCUGCUGGCUAUCUCUGCCCAAGCCAUGCCCGUGUCACUCUGGGAUGGAGGGGAUGGUUAGGGCCACCAAGGCAGCGUUUGUUUUGGAGUCCAGCAGUGCAUUCCCCUGCCUGUAUUUGUGAAGGAGAGGGGGAAGCUGCUCCAGACAUAGACCCUUGGACUUCUGUACUCAAUUUAAUGGUUGAUUAAGAUGUUCUUCUGUGUUCUUACAGCUAAAGCUCUUUUUUUUCCCCCCUGCUUAUGUAGCUUCACCUCUGUUAAGGUUAGCUGAUGCUUUUAUCUAGGAUAUCCAGCAUUGCAUGAAGAGCUCCAGGAGCAUCUCACAUUAACCCCUCCCUGUCUUAGGGAAGAUUUGCUGUUGGCUUGGUCCCCAGAAGAGAAUCAGGAGUAUUUAGGUAGGGAUUCCUUUCCAUAUUGCUCUUUAGGCUAUGGGGGAUGACCAAAAAGGGGGAGACCGUGAUGGCAACCCUACUUGCAUGUAGGUUCUUCUGUCUUCACCUUUGCUGUCAGGAAGAAGGUUCAGCCCAGGACAGGGGCCAUUCCAGUGUGUAAGUUGUAUGUAAAACACAAGCCAUGACUUCACCAUUUGUGUUUUACUCCUUUGCAACGUGGUGUAAAUUUGGAUGUUUCAAAA
Messenger RNA from Pogoniulus pusillus (Red-fronted tinkerbird), 6784 nucleotides. It is a transcript of the gene ADAMTS7, whose product is annotated as ADAM metallopeptidase with thrombospondin type 1 motif 7. Bases 2 to 5455 code for a protein of 1817 amino acids. The transcript has 24 exons. Gene Ontology annotation, biological process: proteolysis; extracellular matrix organization. The record is from RefSeq and is a predicted model, not a curated record. NCBI's taxonomy places the organism in Eukaryota, Metazoa, Chordata, Aves, Piciformes, Lybiidae. Gene Ontology annotation, molecular function: metalloendopeptidase activity.